Molecule: messenger RNA, 1142 nt
Organism: Aspergillus pseudonomiae
Lineage: Eukaryota; Fungi; Ascomycota; Eurotiomycetes; Eurotiales; Aspergillaceae
Product: Vps51/Vps67-domain-containing protein
Exons: 1
Coding region: 74-949 (291 amino acids)
Biological process (GO): endocytic recycling; lysosomal transport; retrograde transport, endosome to Golgi
Cellular component (GO): GARP complex; membrane; EARP complex
Source: RefSeq, a predicted model, not a curated record
UUUACCUCUCCGUUGUGUUUACAUAUGAGUAUCUUGAACCUGCACCCUCAUUAGACUGCCUCAACCGAUCAAAAUGUCCACCGUCUCCUCCCCCCGCCCCUCAAUCACCUCCUCACGCGCCCACUCGCCCACCCCAGCAUCCUCCCGCCGCCCAUCUCUCGACACCCUCAACACCAACGUCGGCCUCAGCCUCAGCGCCAGCUCGACCCCCUCCACAGCGCGUGCUGUCUCCCCCUCCCUCCAUCCACGCCGCAACCGCGCCGCCCUCCGCGACUACUACAACCUCAAACCCUCGGCAGCCGAAAUACCGGGAGCCAGACGAUCCCGCAGCAUUCCCCGACCCACCGAUGCAGCGGACACCUCGAAUCCGUCAGUCGUCCAGACCGGGACGGAACUCGAUAGUCCCGAUUUCGAUGCCCAACACUAUGUCAAUCAUCUCCUGGCUACGUCGUCGCUGUCGACAGUGCUGAAGGCGGAGAAUACCCUCGUUGGGGAUAUCAAAACGCUGGAUAGCGAGCGCAAGGCGCUUGUCUACGAUAACUACUCGAAGUUGAUUCGCGCGGUGGAGACUAUUGGGAAGAUGCGGCAGAGCAUGGAUGACCGGGGGGCGCCGUUGACGAUGACCAAGACGUUGGGACCGGCUAUUGCUUUUGUGGCGGAGACGGCCGGGGGGUUGAUUCAGGAGGGGGAGGAGCAGAGACGGCGGAUGAAGGAGGCGAAGGCGUCGGAUGAGGUGGAGCGCAAGAAGGCUGAGAAGGAGACGGUGAGGUGGGUGCUUGGUACGCCGGCUCGGUUGGAGAAGCUUGUUGCGGACGGCAGUCGGGAGGAGGCUGAGAAAGAUUGGGAGGAGGUGCGGGAGCUGCUCCAGAAGUGGGAGGGUGUGAAAGGCGUCCAGGAGCUCCGGGAGGCUUGUGAGAAGGCCAUGGAGAAGAGCGAUGACGCUUCCUGAAGGAUGGCUGCAUCAACCGAUCCUCGAGUCGGGCUACCUUGUGAAUACUUGUCACUGGCCUCUGGAAGAAUGCCUCCUAUCACUGUUUAUACUACUGGCCUUCUGACAGGCUGGGAUGGCACAGUACUGCUCGACCGGACCACCUUGAUCAAACAUGGAACAACCUUAUCGGAACGUCUAGCAACUGCUGGCU